This is a messenger RNA of Echinops telfairi (small Madagascar hedgehog), 3450 nucleotides long. It is a transcript of the gene TRAPPC9, whose product is annotated as trafficking protein particle complex subunit 9. The record is from RefSeq and is a predicted model, not a curated record. The transcript is spliced from 21 exons. NCBI's taxonomy places the organism in Eukaryota, Metazoa, Chordata, Mammalia, Afrosoricida, Tenrecidae. Gene Ontology annotation, cellular component: trans-Golgi network. Bases 5 to 3256 code for a protein of 1083 amino acids.
CAGCAUGAGCGUCCCUGAUUACAUGCAGUGUGCGGAGGACCACCAGACCCUGCUGGUGGUGGUGCAGCCUGUGGGGAUUGUCUCGGAGGAGAAUUUCUUCAGGAUCUACAAGAGGAUCUCCUCGGUGAGCCAGAUCAGCGUCCGGGACUCCCAGCGAGUGCUGUACAUCCGCUACCGGCACCACUACCCGCCCGACAACAACGAGUGGGGCGACUUCCAGACCCACCGCAAGGUGGUAGGCCUCAUCACCAUCACCGACUGCCUCGCCGCCCAGGACUGGCCACAGACCUUCGAGAAGUUCCACGUGCAGAAGGAGAUCUACGGCUCCACGCUCUACGACUCGCGGCUCUUCGUCUUCGGGCUGCGGGGGGAGGUCGCCGAGCAGCCGCGCACGGACGUGGCCUUCUACCCCGACUACGAGGACUGCGGGACGGUGGAGAAGCGGGUGGAGGACUUCAUCGAGUCCCUCUUCAUCGUGCUCGAGUCCAAGCGUCUGGACAGAGCCACGGACAAGUCUGGGGACAAGAUCCCCCUUCUCUGUGUCCCCUUUGAGAAGAAGGACUUUGUCGGCCUGGACACAGACAGUAGUAUGUUGUUGGGCGUCAAAAGACAUUACAAGAAGCGGUGCCAGGGCCGCAUGCGGAAGCACGUGGGGGACUUGUGCCUGCAGGCGGGGAUGCUGCACGACUCGCUGGUGCACUACCACAUGUCCGUGGAGCUGCUCCGCUCCGUCAACGACUUCCUGUGGUUGGGAGCUGCCCUGGAAGGGCUGUGUUCCGCCUCUGUCAUCUCCCACUACCCUGGAGGGACCGGCGGGAAGACAGGGGGCCGGCGGUUGCAGGGUGGCCCCCUCCCUGCUGAGGCAGCCAACCGACAUCGGCCAGGGGCACAGGAAGUCCUCAUUGACCCAGGUGCCCUCACCACCAAUGGCAUCAACGCUGACACCAGCGCCGAGAUCGGCCGGGCCAAGAACUGCCUCAGCCCCGAGGACAUCAUCGACAAGUACAAAGAGGCCAUCUCCUACUACAGCAAGUAUAAGAACGCCGGCGUGAUUGAGCUGGAGGCCUGCGUCAAGGCGGUUCGCGUCCUCGCCAUUCAGAAGCGGAGCAUGGAAGCGUCGGAAUUCCUGCAGAAUGCGGUGUACAUCAACCUCCGGCAGCUUUCCGAGGAGGAGAAGAUCCAACGCUACAGUAUUCUCUCAGAGCUGUAUGAACUCAUCGGCUUCCGCCGCAAGUCCGCCUUCUUCAAGCGCGUGGCUGCCAUGCAGUGCGUGGCACCGAGCAUCGCCGAGCCGGGCUGGAGGGCCUGCUACAAGCUGCUCCUGGAGACACUGCCCGGCUACAGCCUGUCGCUGGACCCCAAAGACUUCAGCAAAGGCACGCACCGGGGCUGGGCUGCCGUGCAGCUGCGUCUGCUCCACGAGCUCGUCUACGCCUCCCGGAGGAUGGGGAACCCGGCCCUGUCCGUCCGGCACCUGUCCUUCCUCCUGCAGACCAUGCUGGACUUCCUGUCGGACCAGGAGAAGAAAGACGUGACUCAGAGCCUGGAGAACUACACGUCCAAGUGUCCUGGGACCAUGGAGCCCCUCACCCUGCCCGACGGCCUCACCCUGCCCCCCGUGCCCUUCACCAAACUGCCCAUCGUCAGCUGCUCUGUCAGGAUGUCAAGUGAAGCCAGGGGAGCGGGUGCAGUCCUGGCUGACCGUGGCUUCUCUGUCUCUCGACUAGACUUCCAGUGGGUGCAGGGCGACGUCUGUGAGGUCCAGCUGAUGGUCUACAACCCCAUGCCCUUUGAACUCCGAGUCGAGAACAUGGGGCUGCUCACCAGUGGAGUGGACUUCGAGUCCCUGCCCGCGGCGCUGUCCCUGCCGGCCGAGUCUGGUCUCUACCCAGUGACGCUCGUUGGGGUCCCGCAAACCACGGGGACCAUCACCAUCAGCGGCUACCACACCACGGUCUUCGGCGUCUGCAGUGACUGCCUGCUGGACAGCCUCCCUGGCGUGAAGACCAGCGGCUCCACGGUCGAGGUCAUUCCCGCGCUGCCCCGGCUGCAGAUCAGCACGUCGUUGCCCAGAUCUGCACACUCGCUGCAGCCUGCCUGCGGCGGCGACGAAACCUCUACGAACGUGACCGUCCAGCUGUACAACGGGGAGACGCAGCGGCUGGCCAUCAAGCUGGAGAACAUUGGCAUGCAGCCUCUGGAGACGCUGGAGGUCACCUCCAAAGUCCUCACCACCAAAGACGGCAUCAGCAUCAGUGGCUUCCCGCUGUCUAGUCCUUUCCGGCAGGUCGUGCGGCCACGAGCGGACAGCAAGCCUGUGCACGCGCCUGAGAGCAGCAAGACCGGGGACUUCAGCCACGUGAAGACGCUGGAAGCCAUCCUGAAUUUCAAGUACUCCGGCGGCCCGGGCCACGUGGAGGGCUACUACCGGAGCAUCUCUCUGGGCCUGCAUGUGGAGGUCGAGCCGUCCGUGUUCCUCACCCGCGUCAGCACUCUUCCUGCAACCAGCACCCGGCAGUGCCACCUGCUGCUGGACGUCUUCAACUCCACGGAGCAUGAGCUGACCGUCAGCGCCCGGCACAACGGGGAGCUCAUCUUGCACGCGAGUGAGUGCCAGCGGAUGGCCAUUCAAGUGGACAAGUUCAACUUCGAGAGUCUCCCUGAGUCCCCCGGGGAGAAGGGGCAGUUUGCAAACCCCAGGCAGCUGGAGGAGGAGCGGCAGGAAGCCCGCGGGCUGGAGAUCAACAGCAAGCUGGACAUCCGCUGGACCAUCCUGUCCCUGAAGCGGCACGGAGAGGCCAGCGUGGAGGGCCUCCGCAGCCAGCUGGUCCUGGAGCACCUGCAGCUGGCACCCUUGCAGUGGGAUGUGCUGGUGGACGGACAGCCAUGUGACCGCGAGGCAGCGACCGCCUGUAGCGUGGGUGACCCGGUGCGCCUGGAGGUGCGGCUGACCAACCGGAGCCCGCACAGCGUGGGGCCCUUCGCACUGACCGUGGUCCCCUACCAGGACCAUCAGAACGGUGUCCACAACUACAACCUGUGCGACCUCGUCUCUUUCGUGGGCUCUAGCACCUUCCACCUGGAGGCGGUGCAGCCGUCUGGCCAGUCGGCCUGCCUCGGCGCCCUCCUCUUCCUGUACUCCGGAGACUUCUUCCUGCACAUCCGCUUCCACGAGGACAGCGCGAGCAAGGAGCUGCCGCCCUCCUGGUUCUGCCUGCCCAGUGUGCACCUCAGCGCCCUGGAGGCACGGGCCUAGGCCUGUGGUGGAGGGGGUGCCGCCUGGGGCUAGAGCCCAGGGUGCCCGGCUUAAGCUGUCCUCCCAAGGCUGGCUCCCAUGGUGAGGGCGACAGUGGCUUAGCCGGGUCUUUUCCUACCUUGCAGACCAGCUCGCCAGCCCUGCCACCGCCCUUCUCCCCUGCCCUGAAUCCUUACUCCAGCAUUGCCUGCCCC